This is a messenger RNA of Pipistrellus nathusii (Nathusius's pipistrelle), 705 nucleotides long. Lineage: Eukaryota; Metazoa; Chordata; Mammalia; Chiroptera; Vespertilionidae. The record is from the annotation of a GenBank genome assembly.
AUGGGUGUUGGGAAGUCUAAAAUAGAUCCCUGCCCUCUUUCUCUCCCUUUGGGUAAAAGCCACAGUAUGGAUACAAGUCAGAGAUGUCAUGAGUCGGAUUCCAAGAAAUCUGACACCUUCCUGCAUGAGGUUGCUGAGCACAGCUGCUCAACAGAGACGCCAGCAGGAGAGCUGGCGGGAGCUGCGGGCCUGGAUGGGAUGUCUGAAGAGGAGACAGAAGAAGAGGUGUUCUUCAAAUUUGUGAUAUUGCACGCAGAGGAUGACACAGAUGAAGCUCUCAGAGUCCAGGAUCUGCUCCAGAAUGACUUUGGCAUCAAACCUGGCAUCAUCUUUGCUGAGAUGCCGUGUGGCAGACAGCAUUUACAGAAUUUAGACGAUGCUGUAAAUGGGUCUGCAUGGACCAUCUUGUUGUUGACUGAGAACUUUUUAAGAGAUACUUGGUGUAGGUUCCAGUUCUACACGUCCCUCAUGAACUCGGUCAACAGGCAGCACAAAUACAACUCUGUCAUACCCAUGCGGCCCCUGAACAGCCCCCUCACCCGGGAAAGGACUCCCUUUGCUCUGCGAACCAUCAACGCCCUGGAGGAAGAAAGUCGUGGCUUUCCUACACAAGUGGAAAGAAUUUUCCAGGAGUCUGUGUAUAAGACCCAGCAAACUAUAUGGAAAGAGACAAGAAGAAUGACACAAAGAGGAUUCACUGCCUGA